This is a messenger RNA of Pieris napi, 1055 nucleotides long. RefSeq names its product alpha-ketoglutarate-dependent dioxygenase alkB homolog 6. The coding region runs from base 331 to 1011 and encodes 226 amino acids. Lineage: Eukaryota; Metazoa; Arthropoda; Insecta; Lepidoptera; Pieridae. The record is from RefSeq and is a predicted model, not a curated record. The transcript is spliced from 2 exons.
UAGUUGAUACUUGAGUGAUAGCUUGUUAAUUGUUUUGAGGUCUUGACUCUUGUUAAUCAUAAAUCAUAAUAUCGUUACAACUUCGAAACUAAAAAAAACAUAAACAUAAAAUAGUGAAUAAAGAAACAUUUAAUAUACCCAAUCUAUGGCUGUGUAUAUACUUAUUACUUUCAUUAAUUGCUAGUUAAUUCUUUCCACACUGUUUUGUAACUAAAAACAAUUCUAACAAGUUACCUGUUGUUUUAUAUAUUAUUCAUUAUUAUACCUUUAGGAGUAUUUAUAGUGCGGUAUACACUAUCGACAAUCGACAAAAAUACCUCCAAAAUUGCGAUGCACGACGAUAAUUUUUUGUUAAGCAACCGAAUACGAGGGGUUGAUGGAACUGCAUACUAUGUAUCAGAUUUUAUAACGGAGGCAGAAGAGAAAAAUAUUUUAAGUAAUGUGUAUGGUGUUCCGAAGCCGAAAUGGACACAACUGUCAAAUAGAAGACUACAAAAUUGGGGUGGAAUCCCCCAUAACAAAGGCAUGAUAGCUGAAAGUAUUCCAAUUUGGCUUAGCAAUUACUUAUUAAAGAUUGACAAAUUAAAUUUAAUGAAUGGGAAUAAGCCUAAUCAUAUAUUGGUAAAUGAAUAUACUCCAGGACAAGGCAUCUUACCCCACCUUGAUGGAUUUUUAUUUUACCCUACAAUCACUACAAUUUCUCUAGCCUCACAUGCUAUUUUGAAUUUUUAUGAACCAAUUUCUAAACAUACGAAUAGUUUGAAACCAAGAUUUUCAUUUCUCUUAGAGCCUAGAAGUUUAUUGAUUCUACAAGAUAAAUUGUUUAGCCAUUAUUUGCAUGGCAUAGAAGAUAUUUAUGAAGAUAUAAUUACUGACUCAAUAUUAAAUUUAGAUAUGUGUUCAAGUAAAUAUAGCAUAGAAAAGAAAAUUAUGCGUGAAACUAGGAUAUCGUUAACAAUAAGACAUGUUCCAAAAACAACUAUGUUUAAGAUUAAUAUUGGGAAGCAAUAGUAUUGUCUUAGAUAUUAAAGUAAUAAAUUUAUAAUUAUACUAAA